AUGGAUGAGAGGAGGAAUGCCAGUCCGCCGCCCGUCGGCCGCAUUCAGGCACGGCGGGCUCGGUCAGAUGGCAUCAUUGGUCGACUGACAUACCGCCCAGCUCAGGAUGGCGAUGGCAUCGGGCGCCUGAGUAGGAACCGUGCUACGGACGAGACACCUCACUUCAAGCAGGUGACACCCUUUGUGCCAUGGUGCCCUCCGACCAAGCAUGGUGGUCCCCGUCCAAGUGUCACAAAACCUACGCAGAUCGCUAGGGCUCAGGAGCACUGGCUUCUAGAACAUUUGCCGGAAGCCUCAAUCGAUGACGAAGUUGUUGAAUCCCUUCUCCUGGAAGAAAUCGCCAGCUUCGAAGCGAAAAGGCAGCCGACGGCCCCGAACAGCGUACCUCUGUGUUCCGUAGGGGAGAUUACUGACACGAGAGGGACCGAUGCCAAGGGGCAUCCGGUGUUAGCUGUUGCUUCUGGCGUGGCUGGAAACGUCCUUAGCUUCAUCAGUAUUGAUUACGAGGAAUGGGCUUGGACUGAGGCGGAUAUCAGGAUCCGCGUACAUUCUCCCAGCGCGCUCCAAGGUGAAUGGUGCCAAGAUGCCCUUCCGAUCUCUCUGGUCAAGUUCGCCGUCGACCUCAGAAAGCAUGAUCCGAUUCGCUGGCUUGUAGUUCAAAAUGGCACCUCAACUACCCUUUAUGAGCCUGAGUUGAGAGCUAUACCAAUGCCGGUCGCCGGUAACUCGGCUCAGGCAUCGGGCCGGUCUCAUAUCAGCCAGAUCUCGGCCAACCCCUUGUUCACGAUUCCCUCUGGGCGCACCGGAGGGAGCCUGCAAUCAGAUGUCUGCUUCAGCCGGUAUCCAGGCAUGGACACACCCCAGCUUGUCAUUAUCGACCAGUGCGGUUACUGGAGUGUCUGGGAUAUUACCGGCCUCCGAAACUCACGACCCAAGAUGCUGACACCGAUUAUGAGGAUGUGCGGAAACGCCGUUACGGGACCCAUUGCAAAGCUGCCUUUUGGCUCCGUCUCUGAACCGCGGCCGCAUCGGAUCUUACGCUUGUCGCCAAGGCACAGAAGCUCGGGAAUUUCAAAUAAUUCGUCGAAACUCUCCGCGUCUCCUUCCAUGCCUACCGAAGCGGACCAGGGCAAGUUGCGGCUCUCACCUCGACUGCUGCUUCUGCUUUCCAACGCUAAGGAAUUACAUCUUUUUGAUUCCGCCAGUAAAAGAUCGCAGUCCUUCUCCCACAUGGUGUUACCCAACGACAGCUAUCGAAUCUUGGACGUGGCAGCUUCUCGAUAUGACAAUUCCCAGGCAUUUGUACUCACCAGCACACGUGUUCUUUGGGUGGCAGCUACCGAGGGCAAAGUUAAUGAAGUGUCUCUCGAGAUUCUUGCUUCCUGCUCUCACCAGAAAGACGUCAACGAUCCAUCACUCCGGCUCGACGUAUCGCCAGGAGCUUACAUCAACGACCACAAGGCGUGCUUCGUCUGUGUUAGGUCCAUAAAUGACACCGAAAUGACGGUAUUUUGGUUCAUGAACCCAACCCCGGACACGCCGGCGCGGUAUCACCGAGAGUUGAUCUCCCUGAAUAGUCCAUCCAGUCUUGUCGGUCUUCAUAUUCUUCCUGUUGUCCGCCUAUUGGGGCAAGCGAAGCGUGUGUCGGCGGCCGGCCGUGUGCUACGAAACGCAAAUCUCAAAUUCUUUCAGCUUUUGACGCUCGGUCACAAUUUAGAUGUCCACAGCGCGCUCUGUGUCUGGUCUGAUGAGCCAAGCGUCACGGUGCUGCCUCCCGAUUCUAGGCUUAGCUCCGAAGAGAGCCAUAGGCUUCGAGUCAAGUUGCUUCAACAUUUGACCAGCGCGUUUGCUGUUCCGGACGAGUUUGACGAACGGAUCGUUUUCAAGGAGAAAGGGCUUGGAACGCUCUCACUGGAGGAUUUGAGAGACAGGCUCGAACUUCACACCGACUUUACCCUCGUUGCCAAGCGUUUGUCUGCUCCGGAAGAGCUCGCGCCUAGCGCUGAGGAAGGAUUGAUGCCCUCUGCGGUUAGCGACCAGUUUGAGUUCCUUGGAGAGGCUGUGGAGAAAGAGAGCAAAGAUGGGUACAUGCCGAGACAUUCGCUGCUUGAUCUGGCAAAGUCUCACCACCCGAGAGACCUUCUCCAGUUCGCUCGUGAGUGGGAUGCCCGGCAGGAAGCGCUACACCGACAAUCCAGCGAGUGGCUGUACGUGCCAGAGGCUCGUCGUCCGUUGACCGAUUUCGGUCCCGAUGACCUGGUCGAACGGCUCCGUGCUUUGUUUCCGGAGCCGCAGCGAAGCCGAGGCAAGAAUGCAAUUUCCAGCCAAGUUCGAGAAAAAGUGCUACAAGCCAUGGCCGCUGAAAUGUCUCUCAGCAAUGUAGGCAUCUGUGCUGUACCGCAAUCUGGGACAACCAUCACACCAGCAAUCAAGAGCGAGGCCGCGGAUACCACCCCGUCGAGUUCGUUGCCGUUCCGCAGCUCGCCGCCUUCAAUACCAUCUCCCUCGAAAAUGGGAACAGUGAACCCCCCUAAGACAGAACGCAGUAGGUCGAGCAGAGACCAGGAAGUAGAAGAUCAGGAGCAAGACGACAGAGGAGACGUGGUAGCCCUUCGGUUGCGCAAAUAUGCGACUAUCAACACCUCGCCAACCUUCACUCGAGACGAGUCCUCCAUCGGUCUGACCCCCUGGGAACUAGGCGGUGACCCGGAUGAUAUCUCAUGGAGACCUGGGCGGGAUUUGGAUGCCGAGGACGCUAUCAGCAGAAGACGGAAGAAGAUUGAGGCGAGGCGGCAGCGGGCAGAGAGGUUGUCGCAGAGGGUAUUUGGCAGCCUCGGUGGUGGUGUUAGUGGCGGCGAGGAGAGUAUGCUGGAGUUUUCGUCCCAGUCGAGGUCCCAAUCGUUGUCUCAGGGCGGGUUGCCGACGUCGCAACCGACAAUCCUGUCCACGAACCAGCCGCAUCCCCAGCGCCAACCAUGGGAGUUCUCGUCGCAGCAGCUGGUUGGGUCCCCAAGGGUGUUUGUGGGCUCGCCGCUUAGGAGGGAGUUCCGCCGCGAGUCUGGCGUAUGGUCACAGGAGGAGUCGUCUCAAGGCGUGUCUCAGGGCACGCCGUCCCAGCCAACCUCGCAGGUUUUGCAUGGGGCAUUCGGUGGCAGGCUGUCGCCGUUUAAGAAGAGUCCGCUCAAGAAGAAGGGGAAGAGAUUGAGCGACGCAAGGAGAUUGAGCGGGUUUAGGUAA
This is a messenger RNA of Canariomyces notabilis, 3237 nucleotides long. RefSeq lists its product as uncharacterized. The record is from RefSeq and is a predicted model, not a curated record. Lineage: Eukaryota; Fungi; Ascomycota; Sordariomycetes; Sordariales; Chaetomiaceae. Gene Ontology annotation, cellular component: RNA polymerase I core factor complex. The transcript has 3 exons. Gene Ontology annotation, biological process: nucleolar large rRNA transcription by RNA polymerase I. Gene Ontology annotation, molecular function: RNA polymerase I general transcription initiation factor binding; RNA polymerase I transcription regulatory region sequence-specific DNA binding. The coding region runs from base 1 to 3237 and encodes 1078 amino acids.